Messenger RNA from Mugil cephalus (flathead mullet), 2634 nucleotides. RefSeq names its product translational activator of cytochrome c oxidase 1-like. NCBI's taxonomy places the organism in Eukaryota, Metazoa, Chordata, Actinopteri, Mugiliformes, Mugilidae. The record is from RefSeq and is a predicted model, not a curated record. The coding region runs from base 158 to 1069 and encodes 303 amino acids. The transcript has 6 exons. Gene Ontology annotation, cellular component: mitochondrion.
CGUCUGACGUCACCAUAACCCGGAAGUGCCGGGUUAACAACAAGGACAGAAGCAGCUGCUCUUCGGACUUAUCAAAGCUAGACCUGCAGGCGCAUGUAGGUCAGGAUCCUCCUCUGGUUCUGGGUCUGAGUCUGGUUCCGGUGGUGUGUGGAGGUUCAUGGCGGGACAGGGGCUGCUCAGGGGGGCUCUUCGGAUCCUCCGUCCCGCGACACUGGCCUUGACUUCCAGCUGCGUCCCGGCCCGGUCGGAGCCGCUCCGUCUGCCCGCUCCAUGUGCGCUGCACCCGGCGUGGAGGACGUUCCCCGUCCGGUGCCUGCAGCUGAGCUCCGGCCUGUGUGCAGGACACAACAAGUGGUCCAAGGUGAAACACAUCAAGGGCCCCAAAGAUGAGGCGAGGGGGAGGAUGUUCAUGAAGUAUGGCAUGAUGAUAAGAAUAGCAGUGAAAGAAGGAGGCUCCAACCCAGAGAUGAACGUAAACCUUGCCCACAUACUGGAGCAGUGCAGGAGCAAGAACAUGCCCAAAGCCUCCAUAGACGCUGCGAUCAAGAGCGCGGACAAGGCCAAACCGGCGUCGCAGCACAUGGUUGAAGCUCGGGGGCCGGGAGGAUGUCUGCUGCUCAUCGAGAUCCUGACCGACAACAUCACGCACCUCAGACAGGAAAUCAAACGCAUCCUCUCCAGGAACGGAGGGAUGCUGUCUGACGGAGCUCGUAAUAACUUCAGUAAGAGGGGGGUGGUGGUGGUGGAGUCCGGUCAGGACGUCUCCGCGGAGAGAGCUCUGGAGCUGGCCAUCGAGUCUGGGGCCGAGGACGUCCAGGAGGACGAGGACGAGGACGAGAAGCCCGUCCUCAAGUUUAUUUGCGACACGGCCGACGUUUGGAAGGUCCGAGCUUCUCUGAAGGAGCUGGGGACGAACGUCACGUCCUCGGGGCUGGAGUUUGUCCCUCGCACCCAAUUGUCUCUGGACGAGGACCAGCUGGACGCCGCCUGGUCUCUGAUAGACGCUCUCAGCGACCUCCCGGACGUGGUCCGGGUCUGGGACAACAUCGGGGCCGACGGGGACAGCUGAGGACAUUUAAAUUCUCAAAAAAAAAUAAAUAAAUAAAAAAAAAAAAAGGACAUUUCCAUCAGACGCCUUGUGCAGCAUCAGUGGGCGUGUCGGCCAUUUUGUUGCUGAUGCAUUGUGGGAAAAACUAGGAAAACUGGGGAGGUGAAAGUUUUUUUCAGUGUUGGUUUUCACAAAGUUUGCUGCUUCAGUGUUUUUAGAUCUUUUUGUCCGAUGUUACCAUGGUAACGCCGAAGUGUAAUCACAAGCGUCUCAUAAGAGUCAGACAGUUAUAUUAAGUUUAUGCAAAGAGUCAGUAUUUCUCCUCUUUUCCAGUCAACGUCUGGGCCACAUCCUGACUGACGGCAGCUCAUUGUUGCGUAACCAGUGUCAGAAUUUGUGUGUUUUUGUUGCCUCCUGAGAAAUGACCACAUGUUCUGGGGAGUUUCUUGGUCAUGGACCCAAAACUUCUGUGCAAACUUCUCCAUCACGCUGUUGCUCUCAGAGAUAAUUUGGUUCCAUUCUUGAUUCAUGGCUUCGUCUUCAGGCUGAGAGAGAACAGGACUCUGGGCUCUGAACCUUUUGCAGAACAUCAGUCUGUCCCUGAUGUUUUUCCUGGAGGGAAGUGGCUUCUUUGCUUCCCUUCUUGACACCAGGUCGUCCCCCAAAUGUCUGCAGAUGUCCUCACACCCGUCUGCAGCCAUUCCUGACCGAGCGAUGCUGCAGCUGAAGCAACUUUUGGAGACAAACCUGGAGUUUGUUGGACUUUUUCUGGCUUCAUGACUCUUUCUUCACAACAGCUAAACCUCUCUCCUUGAAGUUCUUGAUGAUCCUAUAAAUGGUUGAUUUAGAUUCGUUUCUUAUCCUAGAGUUCAUGCAAACCUGCCCCGUCAGGUUCAACGGACACUUCUAACUUCAGAAAAGUGAGUAAAUGACCCGUAGAAACAUAAUAAACCAAAAGAACAUCAUGGAAGGUUUCUCACGCCUCAUUGAAUUCAUUCUAAAAAAGAAAAAAAAAUGGCGUCUAAGAAUAAGAAGAAGAACUUUAGUGGCUCAGAGAAAGAAAAUCUCAUUUUCAGCAGCGUCAGCGGCUAAGCUAAAUGCUAAGCUAAAUGCUAAGCUAAAGGCUAAGCUAAAGGAAUGGGUACAGAUCACAGGUUCUGUUCAUUUCGUUGGUCUCUUUGUGGCUGAAAUACAGUGGAAAUAUUUUUUUCUUUUUUGGGAUGAACCUGAUUUUCAUUUAAAUUUAUCUCAUCACUUCAUCACAUUCUGGUGUGUGAAAAUUAUCCAUCAUUAAAAAAUGAGGCAGCAGACUUUGUGAAAAUUAAUAUUUGUGUCAUUCUCAAAACUUGUGGCCACGACUGUAAAGAUGAUUUAAGAUGAAACUCAGACGAGGAACUUUGAAGUCAUUCUGACCAGGUCGGUUCUUUCUUUCUUUUAAAGAUAAAAUGAUUAAAGAGGAGAAAGUUCUCUCUGCUCCACAUGCUUCAUGUAAAACCAUCAGCUUUGACGUUUGUUCUGCAGCAGCUGAUUCUGUUCAUUCACUGCGUUUUGUUUAUUGAGGAAAAUAAACUAUUAAAUUAAAUGAA